ACACACACACACACACACACACACACACACACACACACACACACACACACACACACACACACAUCCCAUCACAACCAUAUCACAGCUACACUGCAUGAUCCCAGUAUAGUAUAGCGCUGCGCGUAGGCAUCGAUUUCAUUUUAAAAGCUUCAUAAAGUGUCGUAGCGGCAAGGUGUGGUGCACCAAGGACACGGAGCCACAUCACCACCCUCUACACACGAUAGCGAAUCCUCGCGAUUGGUCUCUUUCAGUCUGCGUCGCGAAGAGACGAGACACACACCCCACACCCCUUCGCCUUUGAAGCAACGGCGCUCCGGAGAGAGGCGAAGCCAAUAGAGCCAGCGCCGCUAUGGAGGGAAUGCAGGCAUACGGAGCGGGCAAGGCCGGAGGGGCGUUCGACCCCGUCACCUUCUUCCAGCAGCCGCACACCGUCCUCCGCAUCGUGUCGUGGCUGUUCUCCAUCGUCAUCUUCGGGUGCAUUGCUAACGAGGGAUACAUCAACAAACCCAACGAGGUGGAGGAGUUCUGCAUCUUCAACCGCAACCAGAACGCCUGCAACUAUGGCGUAUGCAUGGGCUCUCUGGCCUUCCUGUGCUGCCUGGGCUUCCUGGCACUAGAUGUCUACUUUCCCCAGAUCAGCAGUGUCAAGGACCGCAAAAAGGCCGUGCUGGCAGACGCUGGAGUGUCUGCCUUCUGGUCCUUCAUGUGGUUUGUCGGCUUCUGUUUCCUGGCCAACCAAUGGCAGGUAGCCAAGUCCGAUGACAACCCCCUGAAUGAAGGGGGUGACGCGGCCCGCGCUGCCAUCACCUUCGCCUUCUUCUCCAUCUUCACAUGGGGUGCUCAGGCCUUGUUUUCGCUGGAGAGAUUAAAGAACGUGUCGUUUGAAGAGGAGUACAACAAGCUGUUCCCCUCCCAGCCACACCCCCCUAUGAUCUAACACAUAUGUACACCCCCUACUAACACACAAACACACACAAGUACACGCACAAAUGCACAAACCUUACUAACACACACACAAGAGCAACAAACACACAAACAGGCGCCUACACACACACACACACACACACACACACACACACACACACACACACACACACACACACACACACACACACACACACACACACACACACACACACACACACACACACACACACACACACACACACACAGAAACACACACACUUAUUCCAGUGUGCGCCUUUGCACACACACACAUGCGCACACACUCUGAGCUGCACUGAUUACUAUGGUAUUGCACUUGGUUGUUGUAAAACUAUUAAGAGCAGUCAACAUCCACUCUUUCAUAGGAGAUCUCAACAGCUUCAUGAAGUCCAAAUCAAACUUCUUCAUAGACUCCAACACCGUGGAUAAACCGUUUGUCUCUGCGACAUAUUAGCUAAUUUAUGAUGGAUGAUUUGUGUAGGUUGCAUAAAUGCAAAAAUUGCAGAAGUUGGCUCUUAUGAGCCGUGAUGCAGAACCAUCAGAUAUGAUUUACUUUAUACAACCCAAGCAGGUAAUUUUGGUGUAUGCGAGUCAUGAGGUUGAGACACAGGGUAACCUACGGCUGCUCUUCGACGUAGUAGUAUGAUUUAUUCCUGAGCCUGGCUGUGUUUUGCUUUAGAAAACCCGCCAAUUUGAUGUUGGUUACUGGGUGGUUACAGCGAGGCCUGUAUGUAGGUGUGCUGAAUUGAGCAAAAUAAAUACUGCCUGGAUGUAAUGUUGCCAUGGGGAUGGGUUGUACACCUUUCUUCAUUAAGCUACCAAUGUUUUAUGUAUUCUCCAAUAAAUGUUUUAUGACUAUAUUAACGGUGAAAGUGCCCUGCUAAAUUGCAUCUGAAACUGCCCCCCCCUGCUGUUUAGCAAAGUUAACUUUGGCAAAGUUAACUUUAUUAAGCUGGCACCUCGAAAGGGGUUUGCUUUUCAAAUGCAGUCGCUUGAUUAUCUGAUCAUUAAUAUUUAACAUUUAUAUUUUCCCAAACAAAAACAAAGGAAAGGAAUGAAAAUAUAUAUAUUUUAAAGGUAUUUCUCCCUUUUAGUUUAACAACCAAUCAUUAGGUAAGACCACUUUGUGUUAGAUCAAAUCUUUAUGUUUUUUAAUGAACAUGCUGACUUACCAUUAAUACCCUUUUGGAAACAAAGGGUAUAAAUAGUGUGAAUAGACAACAUUAUUGGAAGACCUAACCACCCCCCAACCAUUUUUCUGUCUGUAUGUACAGAUUCCAAAAUUAGUCUACAUCAGCUGACGGACUGAUAACUUCAGUUCUGCCUGUCAUAGAUGAGAACCCCCUGGUAUUCAGACGCACCUUUCCACUGUUCAAGUGUUCAUGGAUAGGGUUCAGGAAAAAGGAUGUGUGUGUUUUUUUGUCACACCUCUGCAUGAAAAAUACCCAAUGCUAUCUCCACAACAUGAGCUAUAGAGCUGAUUCUCUGGACGGAUGCUGUUGGAGGUCCAGAGGAAAAGAGAGAUCCUGUGCUUUCUCUCUGUUAUUUGUGUGUCUGUGUUUCUAUACUAACGCUGCUUCGGCUUGUAUCUUGACGUCCAUUACGCUUCACUGUGUUUUCCAGACAAUAACUAAUCUGAUCUUGCUUCUCUUGUUUGUCCUCUGUCUCGCUCGCUCUGUC
Gadus chalcogrammus (walleye pollock) is the source of this 2625-nucleotide messenger RNA. RefSeq names its product synaptogyrin-1-like. NCBI's taxonomy places the organism in Eukaryota, Metazoa, Chordata, Actinopteri, Gadiformes, Gadidae. The coding region runs from base 350 to 937 and encodes 195 amino acids. Gene Ontology annotation, cellular component: synaptic vesicle membrane; neuromuscular junction. The record is from RefSeq and is a predicted model, not a curated record. The transcript is spliced from 4 exons.